CCCACGACUGACCUGACUCGAGACCCAUUUGCUGCGCUGGCUUCUUCAUCGUUUUCGUCGAGCUUUCACAACAAGAACAAAGCACAGCAGUGCCCCAUUUUUCCUUUUUGUCUUUUUCGUGUCUGGAAAAAAAGAGGAGAAUCUUCCGAGAAAAAUGAAAAACGGAUGGGCAAGCAAGUGUUGAAACGAAUAUUAGAAACAGAAAAAAAAGCUUUAGUCUUUGAUGCACAUGUGAAAUUGUGAAUAUCCAAAUCCUACUGCACACGCUAACCUCUCUCUCUUCCUUCUUGUGGUGGAGGUGAAAGAAAGAGGAUCACCAUCAUCACCACCAUCACCACCAUCAUCCCCAUCAUCAUGAUUUCAAGAUUAGAAAAUGUCCAACACCAACAGCCACUACCAGCCGCCCACAAAGUAAACGCUCCUUCCCUCCCCUUUUAUUUAUUAUUAUCUCCUCCCCAUGUCAACGUCACUUGUCUCACACACCCAUCGCUCUCUCCCUCUCUCCCUCUCUCCCUCUUCCUCCCCCCCCCCCCCCCCUUCUUCUGGGUCAACUUCCCAAUUGGGGUUUCUUCCUUUGUUUUCCUGCCAUCCCAAAAACCCAAUUCCCCCCGCCCUCUGCACCAGGUAGAUAUAGCUCUCUCUGUCCUCUCUCAGGCAUUUAUUCAAACAUGUGCUGGGCGUUCUAGAUUGGUACUAUUCCUGCUGCUGCUUCUUCUAUGAUUCCAAUAGAUUGUAGUUAGAGUAUUGAUGGUGAUGUGAUUGAGUGAGAGAGAGAGAGAGAGAGUCUUCAUGUCUUCUUCUCUUGUUCGGAUGAAACACGACAAGCAGAAGGUGAAGGUCCCAGCAAUACCAACACCACCAACCUUUCGUCUUCUCUGCUAUUUGGGUCAAUGGAUUCUCGUCCUUCUCAUUCUUCCUUGCUCUGCCUCUGCUGCCUGCGACCGGCUCGAUCGCGACGCUCUUUUGUCCUUGCCCUUCAACACACCGUUGAAUUGGUCUGCUUCCACUGACUGCUGCCUUUGGGAUGGAGUCACCUGCGACCCGGUUGAGCACAGCCGCGUCGUCCGGCUUUCUCUGCCCAGGAGAGGCUUAUCCGGUGUCGUCUCUCCGUCCAUCACCAACCUCACCCGUCUCACCCACCUCAAUCUUUCCCACAAUUCCCUCUUGGGUUCUCUCCCAGACGACUUGCUUUCUUCCCUCCCAAGUAUUGAGGUCAUUGACUUGAGCUUCAAUCGUCUCAUCGGCCGCUUCCCACAAUCCUCCCAUGAAAGCAGCCACCUGCAGAUUAUAAACUUGUCCAGCAACUUCUUCAAUGGAACAAUCCCAGCUUCGAUCCUCGUCCCUUCAGUGUCCGUUUUCAAUGUCAGCAACAACAGCUUUUCGGGACCGAUACCGGUCAGCAAUGGCGGGAAUCACACUUCCCUUACCUUCUUGGACUUGUCCUUCAAUAAAUUCACCGGCCCAAUUCCCCCAGGAAUCGGAUUGUGUUCGAGGCUCCAAACUUUUCGGGCAGGUUUCAAUGCCCUCAAUGGUUAUCUCCCUGAUGAAAUUUUUAUGCUUGCUGAUCUCCAACAGCUCUCUCUGCCUGUCAAUAUUCUCUCUGGACCCAUCAGUGAUGGCAUCAUGAACCUCACCAAUCUCAGGAUCCUCGAGCUUUAUUCGAACAACUUCUUUGGGCAAAUCCCUGGGGAUAUUGGUAACCUUUUCAGGUUGGAGAAUCUGCUCCUCCACAUCAACAACUUCACAGGUGCCUUGCCUCCGUCCCUCACCAACUGCACAAAUCUAUCCACCUUGAAUUUGCGGGUUAACAACUUAAAUGGACAGCUCUCUGCCUUCAAUUUUUCCACUCUCCAACGCCUCGCCACUCUGGACCUUGGCAACAACAACUUCAUUGGUGAGUUACCUCAAAGCCUCUACUCGUGCAAGUCCUUAACUGCUAUUAGAUUGGCUAGCAACCAGCUCACUGGCGAGAUAUCACCUGAAAUAGUCGCGUUAGAAUCGUUGUCUUUCCUGUCCAUCUCUACCAACAGCCUGACAAAUGCCGCGGGGGCUUUUAGGAAUCUGAAGGGUUGCAAGAAUCUGACCACUCUGGUCUUGUCGAAGAAUUUUUGGAAUGAGGCUUUGCCAGAUGAUAAAAGCCUUGGAGCCCCAGUUGGAUUCCAAAGUCUUCAGGUUUUUGCUAUCGGGGGUUGCCAAUUCACAGGUCAAGUACCCACCUGGCUAGCCAAUGUUACAAAUCUUGAAGUCUUGGACUUGUCGUUUAAUUUUAUAACUGGUUCGAUCCCCGGUUGGUUGGGCAGUCUGCACAACCUUUUCUACGUUGAUUUGUCUAAUAACCACCUUAGAGGAGGAUUUCCUCUUGAGUUCUGCUGGAUGCAAGCUUUGACAUUGAAAGAGGCUAGUGAGAUAGUGGACAGAAGUUAUCUAGAGUUGCCUGUCUUUGUGAUGCCCAACAGUGCUACUAAUCAGCAGUACAAUCAGUUGUCCAACCUCCCCCCGGCAAUAUAUUUGGGUAACAACAGCCUUACUGGCAGUAUCCCCAUUGAGAUUGGUCAAUUGAAGUAUAUUCAUGUGAUGGACCUCAGUCAUAACAACUUCACUGGCUGCAUCCCGGAACAAAUUUCUAACCUGACCAACUUAGAGAAAUUGGACCUCUCCUAUAACCAUCUUUCCGGUGAAAUCCCUGCUUCUCUCAAAGGUCUGCAUUUCUUGUCUUCCUUCAGUGUGGCUUACAAUGAUCUUAAGGGACUUGUACCAUCUGGAGGUCAGUUUGAUACUUUUAUGAACUCCAGCUUUGAAGGGAAUGCUGGACUAUGCGGCCCUCCAACUGCUCACAUCACUUGCCCUCAACCUUUAUCACCUGCUGGUCGAAGAUCUAACAGAAACCUUCUUAUUGGGCUCACCUUUGGGAUCUGUUUUGGCAUUGUAUUUAUUGUUGUCUUGUUAGUAGUGUGGAUGUUGUCUAAUAGAAAAAUCAUUCCUGGAGGAGAUACUGACAAGACGGAUUUCGAGACCAUGUCUAGCCAAUCUACUGUUGUUGCUCCUGAGCUUGACAAGGAUACCAGCUUAGUCAUACUGUUCCCAACCAAGACCAAUGAAAUCAAGGAUCUUAGUAUAACUGAAAUCUUGAAGGCGACUGACAAUUUCAGUCAAGCAAACAUCAUUGGGUGUGGAGGUUUUGGUCUGGUUUACAGAGCAACGUUGGCAAAUGGGACCAGGCUAGCUGUUAAGAAACUCUCAGGAGACUUGGGUCUGGUGGAAAGGGAAUUCACAGCAGAAGUUGAGGCACUGUCCACUGCCCAACAUGAGAAUCUGGUUUCCCUGCAAGGUUAUUGCGUGCAUGAUGGUGUUCGCCUAUUAAUGUAUUCGUAUAUGGAGAAUGGGAGUCUGGAUUACUGGUUACAUGAGAAAGUGGAUGGUCCUUCCCAAUUAGAUUGGUCAAUUCGACUGAAUAUUUUGCGAGGAGCAGGCUGUGGGUUGGCUUACAUGCACCAAAUAUGUGAGCCGCACAUUGUGCAUCGUGAUAUCAAGUCAAGCAACAUCCUCCUGGAUGAUAAAUUUCAAGCACAUGUUGCUGAUUUUGGAUUGUCCCGGUUGAUUCUUCCGUACCAGACUCAUGUUACAACCGAGCUUGUUGGAACUCUUGGUUACAUUCCUCCAGAGUAUGGACAAGCAUGGGUGGCCACUUUGAGAGGAGAUAUGUACAGUUUCGGGGUUGUCAUGCUUGAGCUGCUAACCGGAAAAAGGCCUUUUGAGGUAUGCAAGCCAAGGGGGUCAAGAGAGUUGGUUGGCUGGGUGCAGCAAAUGAGGAGAGAAGGCAAACCUGAGGAAGUUUUUGAUCCUCUCCUGAGAGGGAAAGGCUUUGAAGAAGAGAUGCUGCAGGUUCUUGAUGUUGCUUGCUUGUGUGUCAACCAGAACCAUCUUAAGAGACCUACGAUCAAGGAAGUUAUCAGUUGGCUGAAAGAUGUUGGGACAUCCAGCAACAUGAAGAUAAAGACUAGUACAUUAUUUUUUUUCCUUUGACACUUGUUAAGAAAGUAUUUAUAUGUAUACUUGCACAUAAAUAUUUUGGGUAUUGUUGCAGAAUUUCACCACAUUACUUGUGUAAAUGCUUUAAAGAUCUACGAGGCAUCUAUAGUUUUGUCUAAACCUCUGAGGCUUGGCAUUUCCAACUCUUUUAUUACAGAAAACAUGAAUUUUUGCA
Malus domestica (apple) is the source of this 4204-nucleotide messenger RNA. Its product is annotated as tyrosine-sulfated glycopeptide receptor 1-like. Lineage: Eukaryota; Viridiplantae; Streptophyta; Magnoliopsida; Rosales; Rosaceae. Gene Ontology annotation, molecular function: ATP binding; protein binding; protein kinase activity. The record is from RefSeq and is a predicted model, not a curated record. Gene Ontology annotation, biological process: protein phosphorylation.